CAGGAAAUAACAAUUAAACAAAACGGCCUUAUCACCCUCUUGCAGGUAGUCUCGUUAAUUAACUGCGCCUCCACUCUUCAUCCCCUAAAACUCGGGGGGCGUUAAGACCCAGCAGAGCUGGCAUAGUGAACAUCUGUCGCCUCGGUCUCGGUCUCUCGGUAUGAAUUGCGCCUGGUCUCCAGUCUGAAGACACACAGGCAGCCGCAGGCAGGCCGGCACCGCGCGGACGGACUGGAGUGGUAUUCGGGAUGCGAACAGAUGCCGCUGGACUAUGAGAGAAAGUGGAGUCAACCGCACUGAGCCGCAGCGAUAGGACAGCGUGCUGCAAAAUGAAGACACCUAUGCGCCAUGGGAUAGCCGUGCUCCUCGUGCUUCUCCUGUGCGCCAGCUUGUUCCUCGUGUACAACGGCAGCUUCAACGGCGCUUCCAGGGACGCUAACGACACGCGCAUCCGACAGCAUGAACAGCUGCGGCGGCCCACUGAAGCCUCCGUCAGGGUGGCCAAGCCUCACCCCCCAGUCCUCCAGGGAUACAGUGGCAUCAUCGACCAUAAGCCUCCCAGGAUGCACUGCCGGACUUGCGCCCUAGUGACCAGCUCAGGUCACCUCAGCGGAGGCGGUCGGGGGGAGGAGAUUGACCAGGCCGAGUGCGUCAUCCGCAUGAACGACGCUCCCACCGCCAGAGGUUACGCCCGCGACGUCGGCCGCCGCACCUCCCUACGUGUCAUCGCUCACUCAAGCAUGCAGAGGGUCCUGCGGAGUCGCCACGAGCUGCUCAAUGCCAGCCAGGACACAGUGUUCAUCUUCUGGGGCCCCAGCAGCUACAUGAGGCGUGACGGGAAGGGCCUGGUGUACAACAACCUGAGGCUGAUGAACCAGGUGCUGCCCAAACUCAAAGUCUACAUCAUCUCCUGGCAGAAGAUGCUGCAGUUUGACGAGCUCUUCAAAAAGGAGACCGGCAAGGACAGAAGGAUAUCAAACUCCUGGCUGAGCACCGGCUGGUUCACCAUGACUAUCGCCCUGGAGCUUUGCGACCGGAUCAAUGUCUACGGCAUGGUUGCCCCUGACUUCUGCAGGGAGCCUCAGCACCACUCAGUCCCCUACCACUACUACGAGCCACGUGGUCCAGAUGAGUGUGCCAUGUACAUUUCUCAUGAGCGUGGGCGACGGGGAAGCCACCACCGCUUCAUCACAGAGAAGCGGGUCUUUGCUAAAUGGGCACGGACUUUUGACAUCCACUUCUACCAGCCGGACUGGAGCCCUCCGCCUCUUCCAGCCAACCAGACGCUGGAGGGGACGCCCCUGGUACCCCAGAAGACGUGACCUGGGGUGAAGAAAAUGCUUUAGAGAUUCAUCUAAGAAAGAGUGAGGACGGGGGACAUUUGCAAUUAGGACUGCUGGACCCCUAACAUUAGAAUAAAAUGUGUAGUAGGCAAGAAAAAAAGUUAUCAUGGAUAAACUGUGAGUCUUGUUGAGCCUGCUGGACAUUUGUUAUGAAAAUUUUCUCCAGCUUCACCACCGCUUCUCCAGCAGUGUGGUCUGUUUACUGAGCUGAGGCGGAUCAAACUUUGUACAUCCCUUCUACAACUUGUAAAGUGAGUUUAUACAAGGAGGCAGCAUCAUUACACACUUCACUCUCAAUGCAUGCAUGCUGUGUUUUACUGUGGAUUCAUCGUGUGUGUGUGUGUGUGUGUCUGUGUCUGUCUGUGUGUGUGUGUGUGUGUGUGUGUGUGUGUGUGUGUGUGUGUGUGUGUGUUUUUGUGUGUUUGUGUGUUUACCUGAGGGAUCACAGAGGAUACAAACUUGAGUUUGGACUACCUGCAAAGCCUCUGCUGCUGGAUGCAGGAUCUAUGCAGGAUUCACCACUGACUGUUCACUGAAAGAAAAAUACUAUUACAAUGCCCGUAAUCUAACAAUGUAUGGCUGGAGCCGGCGUAAGAUGAAUACUAGUAAUAGUAGUACAAUUUGGCUAUUUGAAGUGUGAAUCAUCGCAUGCGUUUUUCAAAGACUGAGGAGGUCAAGUUGGAUGAGCUUGGAUCCACCAAUGUGUCCCUGUGCAAGACACUUAACCCAUAGUUGCUCCAGAGGCGGGUGACCUCUGAUAUGUAUAGCAUUUGGAAGUUGCUUUGGAUAAAAAGCGUCAGCUAAAUGACAUGUAAUGUAAUGUAAAGCUUCUUAAGACCCCUAUCUCGUGCAACAAAGGCCUCAAACACCUUUAAAAGCAGAUAUGAAUCACUUCCCUGACUUUUACUGUUACUGUCUUGCAGAUAUGUCUAUUGUAAGCUCACUCAAGUCAAACUUUGUAAUGCAGCACUUCCUGGCUGAGUGACAAGUGUGUAACAUUAACAGUGAGGUUUUAUCUAACGCGUGUGCGCGGCCUCUGCCCAUACGUAUGUAUCAAAAGGCUUUGUUUGCUGCUGUCACCACUUAAUAGCGCGAUUUAUAUAGCUACAAGCCGGAUUUCCAUGUAAAUGCACAGCCAUGUCACACAAGACAAGUGGGAGAUUAAAAUCGAAAGCAGGGAUGCAGCAGCACCAUCCAUCCUACUACAUAGUAUUUGUCUUCUGCCCGAAUCGCCUUGCAGAAGAAUUACACAGUUUUUCUGGUAAACUGAUGAGUAUGUGAUCUGUCAGUUACUUCCUCUCUCGGUCUGGAUUGUGUUUUAUGUACACUCUCCUCUCAUUUGAUGGAGUAUGUGCUGCGUGUCGACCGACCCUUCCUCUCUUUUUGAUCCUCUAUUUUCCCCUCUUUCCUCAUCUAUGCAUAAGAAUGAGGUGUUGGUCUGGAGAAAGUGAUGAGACGUGGUUAUCCUAAUGAUACAUCCUGGUGCUAAGUCCCUCAUCUCUGUAAUGUGAGUAAUGAGAGGAGGGAUGAUGUUGGUCAGAUACAUAGGUGCUCAUAAAGGGCUUGUUUCACAACACGUUUCCUUGGUGGCGAUGAGGACUGGAUUACUUUAAAUACAUCACAAACAGCUGCAGGGGUGUUGCUGCUGACUUUGUACUGUAGCAAAGACUAAUAUAUGGGUUUGUUUUUGAGAGACUUGUCAGAGAAUGGCUGUGCACAACAGUCUGUAAAGUGAUAAGCACUUGAAUAUUUUUUGGGGUUUUGCCUAAUUAAAUGAGUCACAGUAUGUCGUUUGGGACUGCGACUAUUUUCAUUUUAGAUUGUUUGGUCUAUGAAAAGACAGAUAAUAGCGAAAGAUGUACAUCACAAGUUCCCGGAGCCCAAGGUGACAUUUUUUUGAUUCCUUGUUUUAUACAUAACAGUCCAAAACCUAAAGCUAUUCAGUUGGCAUUAUAUAGAACCGAAAAGCAGCAGGUUGUCCCAUUUGACAAAGUGCAACCAGUGUAAUAUGUGAAUUGUCUGCUUCAUGAAGAACCUAAAGGAAUAGCUUGACUUUAUUAGAAAUAUGAUCAGACCCUUUCUUUCUGGCUAACUAGUUAGCUGUGAAAACCGGAAUGUAAUUUGCUGUUUUACCGGGGGGUUAUGUGGACUAUGCUGGACUAUUUCUUGAUUCCAUAAAGGUCCCACCCAAGACUUGUUCUGUCGCAUAAGCCCAAUAAAACACUACACUAAAAAGCAUAAGUUGUAUUUCUACAAAAACUAAUAAGGUAUAAUGUAUUAACUGAUGAGCUUAAAAAGGCACUGGUAGGUGGAUUUUCCUACCUAACGACUGGGCCUAGCUGUAUUUCCGUUUCUCUCAUCCUGUAUGCUUAACUAAGCUAACCAGCUGCUAAUUUCAGCGCAUAAACUGUAUAAUAAUAAGCUCCAGCCAUAUAUUCUAGGGCUGAACUAUGGUAAUCAAUGUCUAAAUCAUUAUUUUCCCCUUUGUUUUAUUUUAUUUUAUUAUUAUCAUAUAUGCAUUCCCCAAAAAAUAAAAUGGCUCAAUAUAAAAAAAGCUCAUGAAAUUCAUUUUCCAUUCAUUUACGCAUUAACAUUAAUUAGGCUAUAAUAUUCUCAGACAGGUGUUUGUGUGUCUGUGUGUGUGUGUGUGUGUGUGAGAGAGAGACUAUGCUGUGACUAUUAGCAUCCAAGAUGUUGAAAAAGUCAAGCGUCUGGAAUAAUUUCGAAAUUUUCAAAAUACCAUCCUUUUUCAAGAGCCAGAUCUGCCAAAAUAAACACCUGAAAACUGAAAUAGCUUAGCCUUGAUAAAGCAUAAUUGCCUGGCCUUUUAAAUUACAUGUAUAUAUUUUAUAUGUGUAAUAUAUUUAAUGUUAUUAUCCAGUCCCCACCAACUGUUUUUUGCAAAGGUCUCCAUUGUUUGUUAGCAACUCCAGAGUGCAAACUGGUCGGCUAACCUGCCUGCCAGAAAACAGAAGUUAACUAAACUAAAAUAAUUUUCAUGCCGGCUCCAUGGGAAGAAAUCCACGCUCACCUGCCUCUAUUUUUUUCUUGUUGCCCAGGACGGAAUUGUAUCAUUCCACUUAAUAAAAUACUUGUAUCACUC
This is a messenger RNA of Etheostoma cragini (Arkansas darter), 4446 nucleotides long. RefSeq names its product ST6 (alpha-N-acetyl-neuraminyl-2,3-beta-galactosyl-1,3)-N-acetylgalactosaminide alpha-2,6-sialyltransferase 5a (gene st6galnac5a). The record is from RefSeq and is a predicted model, not a curated record. The transcript has 5 exons. The coding region runs from base 330 to 1322 and encodes 330 amino acids. Gene Ontology annotation, molecular function: alpha-N-acetylgalactosaminide alpha-2,6-sialyltransferase activity. Gene Ontology annotation, biological process: oligosaccharide metabolic process; ganglioside biosynthetic process. NCBI's taxonomy places the organism in Eukaryota, Metazoa, Chordata, Actinopteri, Perciformes, Percidae.